Molecule: messenger RNA, 915 nt
Organism: Chironomus riparius
Lineage: Eukaryota; Metazoa; Arthropoda; Insecta; Diptera; Chironomidae
Source: the annotation of a GenBank genome assembly
CCGUGUCAUUGAUGAAAUCAUCAAGAGAUAAAAUUUAAUUUUUUUUUCACCUUAAAUAUUUUUUGUAAUUCUCACGAAUCUAUCGACAUUUAAGCGACCUAUCGACUUCUAGUUAAUUAAAUUAAGCAGAAAAACAACAAAACGACUGAUAAUGGAAGAAUAUUCGCGAGAACCAUGUCCUUAUAGAAUUGUUGAUGAUUGUGGUGGAGCGUUUGCUAUGGGAUGUAUAGGAGGUGGUGUUUUUCAGGCAAUAAAAGGCUUCAGAAAUGCUCCGUCUGGUCUUCAGCGACGAUUUAUUGGCAGUAUCACAUCAAUUAAAGCUCGUUCACCAAUUAUAGCUGGAAAUUUUGCUGUUUGGGGUGGAAUGUUCUCAACAAUUGACUGCACAUUAGUACAUUUUAGAAAAAAGGAGGAUCCAUGGAAUUCAAUCAUUAGUGGAGCAGCAACGGGUGGAAUUUUAGCAGCUAGAAAUGGUGUGGGAGCAAUGGCUGGAUCAGCAAUUAUUGGUGGUGUAUUAUUGGCUCUAAUAGAAGGAGUUGGUAUUCUUUUUACACGAUUAUCAGCUGAACAGUUCAAAAAUCCAUCACCACAUGACCAACCUCCACAAGAUCCUUCAGUUUUGGGCGAUCCAAAUAAAGCUGGAUUUAGUUUUGGACAGGCACCACCAAGCUAUCAGUAAAUAACUGGAAAUUUUUGUGUUUAGAUAUUUGAUACAGAAGAUUACAAAUUGUGUGCAAGUGAAUAACAUUGUGAGUGAUACAUAAAGUUAAUGAUUGUAUGAUUAAACAGUUUCUGAAGAUUCAAUUAAAUAAUCUUUGCCAAAAAUGAGGGAAAAUGUGAGAAGUUGUAACAAUUACUGUUCUUAUUUGUUAUUACAAGCUUUUCAAAUCUCAAUAAAGCGUAUUUUCUAUUAAG